AUGACCUUCUUCUUCAACCUCUUUUCUUAUGCCCCAAGAUACAAUGUAGAAAAAACGUUGUCCAUUUUUCAGCAACUUUCCCGCUAAAUUCUUCCCCCGAAUACAUCUUUCCUACAACAACGAAUUCUAAUGAUCAUCAUGUAAUGCCUUUGUUUUGGUGCAAUAAUAAAGAAUUUGAUGUUAGCGGUGGAUGCCAUGGUUCAAAUUUCGGCACAGACUAUUAUUUUUGUGAAUACUGUGAUCAAAAUUUCCACAAAGAAUGUGUUCAGUCUCCACUUAAAAUCAAACAUCCUUACCAUCUUAAACAUUCUCUCCAACUUUCCUUUCACCAUCCUCAAGCUCGCACUAUUGAGUGUUUCUGUUGCGGAAAAUGAUUGUAUGAGUUUCCCAAACGUCAUCAAGAUAUCACGUCACCAACAUCGUAUCUCUUUCACUUUUUCUCUUCCAUCGAGAGGAUGGUUUUGUGGAGUUUGUCGUCAAAGUGUUAACGGUGAUUAUGGUGCAUAUACUUGUGACAAGUGUAGUGAUUAUGUUGCUCAUCCAAUAUGUGCUACUGGGAAGAAUGUGUGGGAUGGAAAAGAGCUCGAAGGUGUACCAGAAGAAGGUGAUAUAACACAAGAUCUUGAGCCGUUCAAUGUGAUAUCGGAAGGAGUGAUACUUUAUUUUCUUCAUGGCCAUCAUCUUCGGCUUGAAGUCAGCCUACUUUAUGACGGAAAUAAGGUCUGUCAAGCAUGUGUCCUUCCUAUCUAUGAAGACCAAUAAGUAAAACUCAUAUGUCACGUAUGCAAAAGAACAUGUAAAAAAAAACUAAAUUGCAUCAAAUGCAAUUUUGUUGUUUGUUUCAAGUGUGCUACUUUACCAUACAAAGCAAGGUAUAAACAUGACACACACUUUCUCACAGUUUCAUGUGGUGAAGAAGUAAGUGAGAAAGAUUGGUGUGAGGUGUGCGAACGCAAUCUAAAAGAUACAAGAACAAAAGUGUUCUACUGGUGCAAUGAGUGCUUCACCACUUUUCAUAUUGAAUGCUUAUUCGGAGAAGACCCAUAUAUGAAGCUCGGUCAAUAUUUAGACUAUUGGGGGAAGAUUCAAAUUCUUGGCAAAUGUAAAAUCUCUCGACCAUUAUGCGAUUCUUGCAAGAAACGUUGUCAAGGAAAAAUAUUUAAGAGAGGCAACAGCAUAGCAUGUUCUCUGGAAUGUAUGGUUCCUAACCUUUAUUAA
Messenger RNA from Camelina sativa (false flax), 1218 nucleotides. The record is from RefSeq and is a predicted model, not a curated record. Lineage: Eukaryota; Viridiplantae; Streptophyta; Magnoliopsida; Brassicales; Brassicaceae.